Messenger RNA from Botrytis byssoidea, 1725 nucleotides. RefSeq lists its product as uncharacterized. Bases 1 to 1725 code for a protein of 574 amino acids. NCBI's taxonomy places the organism in Eukaryota, Fungi, Ascomycota, Leotiomycetes, Helotiales, Sclerotiniaceae. The record is from RefSeq and is a predicted model, not a curated record. The transcript is spliced from 4 exons.
AUGUCUUUCAAUAAACACCUUUCCAACCCAUCCCGACCGGCACCAAGAGGUGCAGGACAAACAAACGGCAGUGGAGGUCAGGGUGGACCAUCCACUGGAUCUGCUCCCACUGAGGGACAGAGCCAGAUCCAGUCCACUAAUCUAGCAACCGCCACUAACAACGGCGGUUUAUCACAAAACACAGAAGCUCCUGUCCCAGUAGCUGCCCCCAGGGGCAAAGGCAAGGGUAAGAAGAACAAGUGGGCAAAGGUCAACUUGAAUGACAUUGCCCCAAUGGCAGGCCCCUCCAUUUCCGCACAGCCAAGCAUCAAGGGUAGAGGCCCAAACAAGAAGGAGCAAUCCUUUGGUCUUCUUGUGGAAGACAAUGUUGAAACAUCUCGUCGUCAUGAGGGUCCUCAUCGCGGUGUCAACAUCGACGGAGAAUCACUUGGCGAGAUUGCCGAUUGCUUGAAGAAGCUUGAUCUAGAGAAGGCUAGUAAGCCUUUGACUGAGUUUACAAUCUUUUCCAAGCUCACUCCUGAGCUUCGAUACAAGAUCUGGAACAUCGCAGCACGUUCCUCACCUCGCAUUCUCGAAGUCGUGUUGCAUCCAGACUUUCCCUGUCCACCAAAUGGCGAACCGGACUAUAUCGAUAGUUCCGAUCCCAAUGACUUAAGAAAUCACAAUCAUGGCACAUGGCACGUCUCCAAGCCUGGUCAGAAAGUUCCGGCGAUCUUGCAAGCCACGCAAGAAUCCCGUGCUGAAGCCCAACGAGUAUAUGAGAAGCGAUAUCUCAAUAACUUUCCGGCUAAUUAUCCAUAUCGCCAGAAUGAAGAGCGUCCCUGGACAUACUAUAACCCUUAUGUCGACGUCCUUUUCUUUGGUGACGGGGUGUGCAUUCUGACACUCGUCAACUUCUUCCGCUGCCAUUCCGAGGAAAUCUUCCCUCGGUUAGCUUUCCGAUGUGUCAACUUCAUCGGUACUUGUAAGUACAAAUGUACUUACGACACCUGGGAAUGGCCUCAAGGCGAGGAUGAGUAUGCCUGCAUUUGCGGAGCCGGCAUUGGCGGCGGUGGAAUCGAUGUGAUGGGCAUCCUUCACGGAAAAGACAUGACAAUUGCCCGGAACUCAUUAGUUCCUGGAGUCCCGAGUGUGGAGGAAGUGUUCUUUGUUGUCAAGACAGAGUGCAUGAAAUUCCCGGCUGGACAAAUGCCCAGCACCCUGACCUUCCGACCAGCAAUUCACAACGGUCUGACACAGAGUCAGCAGCAGAAGAGAACGGACUUCGAAGCCGAAGUUGUCAAGGCUCGGGCCGGAGAAGGCGUUCGUGCCUGUGGGGCCAACAGAUGGAACGACAAGCUUCCAGAUUUCAGCUUCGUCUCCUUGGCUCCUUCAUUGAAAGAUGGAAAGGGCAAAAUUCUUCAACACGACGCGGUCCAGGUGCCAACUGAGCACAUGGGCAAGUUAACCUAUCGGAGCAACGAGUUCCUCAACGAAUUGGCGGUCAAGGCCAAUCUCGAAAUCGUGCCUGCUCCAAAGGCUUACGUUGGCGAGAAGAAUCGGGAGAUCGGCCUGUAUAAUGGCACUGAGAAGGGCAUCGAAUUGGCAAAGGAAGAAAUCCAGAAGCAAUUGCUUAAGGAUUUCAACGCAAAUCGACGUGGUCCCAAUCAUCAAGGUGGUAACGAAAAUCGCGGUGGUUCUUGUGGCCGUGGAGGAUAUGGUGGUCGCCGAGGUCGCGGUCAAUAG